AUGUCUGAAAUGAACGAAUGGGUUAAAUGGAUUGAUGAAGCUAUUGCUAAAAAGCAUAUUAAGCAUUACGAGUAUAAAUAUUUUAAACAUAUUCAAGAAAUUGGCACUGGUGGUUUCGGAAAGGUUUAUCGUGCGAAAUGGAAAAAUUCAUAUCAAUAUUUUGCGUUAAAAUCUCUUCUUAAUAUUGAAGAGGAUGCUAUUAAGGAACUUGUUCAUGAGAAUCAAAGUAACAACAUUAAGAAAUAUCUUUUAGUGAUGGAGUACGCUGAUGGUGGUUCGCUUAGCAAGUAUUUGAAAGAAAAUUUUGAGAAACUUACAUGGGAAGUUAAACUUAAUCUUGCUUACCAAUUGGCUAGUGCCGUAUCAUGCUUGCAUGAUGAAGACAUAAUACAUCGUGAUUUGCAUUCUAAUAAUGUAUUAGUCAAUCAAAAUACUAUUAAAUUGGCGGAUUUCGGAUUGUCAAAGAGAAUCGAAGCGUCAACUAAAAAGAAAAAAGAUUUAUUUGGUAUAGUUCCUUAUAUGGAUCCAAAAAAAUUCAGCAAUAGAUCAUAUUCUUUAAACAAGAAGAGUGACGUAUACAGUGUAGGCGUACUUUUAUGGGAGAUAUCAAAUGGUAAGCCACCUUUUUAUGUAGAAGGAGAGUCGUAUGAUUGUAGUUUAGCCUUCCAAAUUGUGCAAGGUCAUAGAGAAACUACUGUUCCUGAUACUCCCAUUGAAUAUGUUAAGCUUUAUACUGAAUGUUGGGAUGACAACCCAGAUAAUCGGCCAUCUAUUCAAGAAGUUGUUGAAAGAUUAGAUGAGCUUAUGUUUUUAAAGUUAGAUUAUUAUUCAUUCUUUAAAUUAGUAAAACUAUCGGAAAAUUUAUUAUAA
Molecule: messenger RNA, 870 nt
Organism: Rhizophagus irregularis DAOM 181602=DAOM 197198
Lineage: Eukaryota; Fungi; Glomeromycota; Glomeromycetes; Glomerales; Glomeraceae
Source: RefSeq, a predicted model, not a curated record